This is a messenger RNA of Pleurotus ostreatus (oyster mushroom), 1737 nucleotides long. RefSeq lists its product as uncharacterized. The record is from RefSeq and is a predicted model, not a curated record. The coding region runs from base 1 to 1737 and encodes 578 amino acids. Gene Ontology annotation, biological process: protein targeting to vacuole; protein retention in Golgi apparatus. NCBI's taxonomy places the organism in Eukaryota, Fungi, Basidiomycota, Agaricomycetes, Agaricales, Pleurotaceae. Gene Ontology annotation, cellular component: extrinsic component of membrane. The transcript is spliced from 10 exons.
AUGCUGGAUUUGUCGAGAUUGUCCGCACGUGGCAACUUGUGGCACGAACACUACGCCAACGCCACCGGUAAUGAAAUCCGCCACCAGUUCUUCCUGUGUAAUCUUAGGCAAUUUGUCGACGGCUUCAAUGAGGACGACGUGAUCAGCCAUGCUGUCCUUCGUGACCUUAGUAUCAAGGAAACCCUCGUAGACAUUGUAUGUCUUCCUAUGGACCUCGCUGAAGGUCGCAUCGGGUUGCUGGAUAUUUCAAUCAAACCAAAUGUCACUGAGGAAGGAAGGAUACUGGUUACAAUGACCCAUGUUCACCUGCUCCUCAGACCAUUACCGCCGCCGUGGAAUAUUGCAAGGGAAUAUGAGCUGAGAACCCACUCAGCCAAACUACUGCGCCUUCAACUUUCCGAGCUAUUCGACGCUAUUCUACUUCAAGGGGAUAUAUCGCGUUCGUUCUUUGACUUUGCUCGGCGUGUCAGGUUUGCAUUGAACGAUGUCCAUGUUCGGCACGAAGGAACUGGGAGCUGUACGAUGGGGGUUGCCGUCGAUAGCCUCGUGUAUGAUGACGUGGAGGACUCGGAGGGGCUGUCUCAACUUAUGACAGCGGUUACCAAAACGAUCCAUCUCACGAAUGUCUGCAUAUAUGCGCGCGAUCCAGAGAAUCCAGUUACACUUCCACGGUGGUCAAACAAAUCCAACGAACCAUUCUCCAUGCCGCCGUCACCCUCCGAUUCAUUACUGCUGGAACCAUUCUCAGCAUUGAUUACAUGCAAUUUGAGUAGUAUCGCCUCGGGUCCACUAUUAGAUCUCCAGUUCUGCCUCCCUAAGAUCAAAGCAACACUCACCGACGCACAGUACAAAUGCAUACAUGAUUCCGUACAGGAUAUACAGGCUUGGAAGUGUCAGUGGAAGUUCAGGCCAUUUCGACCCCCUCCUGAGGUAUUUGUGAAUAAUCUUGCUAAAGCCCGACUGAGAUACGCGUUCGACGCGACCUUGCACGCCAUACGGGAACGGCGUAGAACCCGGUCAUGGAGCCAUUUAAAGCAGCGGCGGGACAAUCGCCGAUUAUACAUAGACUUAUUUCUUCGACACCGUAAUGCACCGCUGCCCCAACAAGAAGAACAACAAUUACAAGCACUGGAGAGGAAGCUUCCCUUGUCAGAUCUGAGGUUAUAUCGCCUCGUCGCGCGACGCUCAACGAGGGCAUUCACCCACCUGGUGUCUCUAGAUAGUUCUCUGGACAGCACAUCUGGGAGACUUCACGAGUCAAAGAACAACCAAGGGUUCUCUUCGCCUGCUCUUGCCGGCGGUACCGAGCUAGUACGCCUGGACGUUCAAAUUCCCCAAGGUUCUAUCUCGUUACAAGUGAUAUCUACCUCUGGUAGGCGAGAAAUCCUCCGAGUCGCCUUCGGGGCUCUGAGCAUUACCCUGAAUCAAACGCUGCACGGCCGGUUCACAACAACUGGGUCCCUCAGGAACCUUUCAGCACAUACCAACCUUCAGGCUCUCGUCUUUGUCAAGGAGCCCGUGGAUGGCGGGGAGAGCUGUGGCGAACCGUUCUUGAAAUGGGCAUAUGACACAGAGAGUGGAAGAAUGAAGCUUCGGGUGAUGCAUACGGAGGUGAUAUAUGACAAAGAACUUGUGGAUGCGAUGCUGAGAUUUUUCCAAAUUCCACCGGAACAAUUGCAAUCAGUCGAAGCAUUCUUGACGUUGGCUAUGCAGGCCAUCGAGGCUAACGAACAGUGA